UGUGUGCAUAUAUUUGUGGCGUAUUGAUAAGAAAUUGGGCGUCUACGAUCGUUGGUGCUCUUUCUGUCACAAUAGAAGCCCACGUGACAUAUCCAGCGUUUUUUUUCUUUUGAACUAGCUGUCACAGGAACUUUACAGUCUUCGAUUUUGGAGCUGUCAUCCAUUGCAUCAAAAAGUGACUACUAAAGUGAUGGAGAACUCAAGAGAUUCUGCUGGAGACUGUAAAGAUGGCCCAUCUGUUGAGUACCUCAGCAUGUCUGGAGAUCCUGCUCAGGAUAAGAUGCUGCUGCAGCCCUUCCAGUACAUCUGCCAGAUGCCGGGGAAGCAGAUUCGCACCAAGCUGGCCCAGUCGUUCAACUACUGGAUGAACAUAGCGCCCGAUAAGCUGGCGGAGAUCGAGCAGAUUGUGGAGAUGCUACACAAUGCAAGCCUGCUGAUUGACGACAUCGAGGACCGGAGUAUCUUGCGUCGCGGCAUCCCAGUGGCCCACAGCAUCUACGGCAUGGCCAGCACCAUCAACGCCGCCAACUACGUCUACUUCAUGGGCCUGGAGCGGGCGCAGGCGCUUGGGCACCCCAAGGCGACCACGGUGUUCUGCGAGCAGCUGCUGGACCUGCAUCGGGGACAGGGAAUGGACAUCUACUGGCGGGACAACUUCCACUGUCCCACCGAAGAGGAGUACAGGCAGAUGACCAUCCGCAAGACGGGUGGCCUGUUCGGGCUGGCCACCCGGCUGAUGCAGCUGUUCUCCAGCUGCCAACACGACUUCAGCAAGCUCGCUUCCACGCUCGGCCUCUACUUCCAGAUCCGGGACGACUACGCCAACCUGUGUCUUGAAGAGUACGCGGAGAAUAAGAGCUACGCCGAGGACCUGACAGAAGGGAAGUUCAACUUCCCCUGCAUCCACGCCAUCACCAGUCGGCCGGACGACACGCGCAUCAUCAGCAUCAUCAGGCAGCGCACCACCGACAUCGAGGUGAAAAAGUACUGCAUCGUGCUGCUGAAGCAGUUCGGUUCCUUUGAAUACACCCUGGAGACGCUCAAGUGUUUAGAUGCUGAGGCUCGUGACCAGAUAAAGACGCUAGGUGGAAACCCCCAGCUGGAGAUGGUGUUGAACUCCCUCAAGGUGUGGUGAACAGCGCGGGCCCAGAGGCGGCGCGCGGGCAUCCGAGAGCGUCUUACGCCGGUGGUGGCCGGAGGAAGAGGUCCAGGAGGUCGAGGCAAAGCCUGCUGUCCUGGAGAAGAGGGCAUUCCUUGAUCAGCUACGGAUCAGCUACCGUGAUAGAUGUUUGAGCCUGUUGCGUUAGUUCCUGGUGUUGGUUGACCUCAGCACGGCCGUGCUAAGAGCACGGUGCCAUGUCGCUCGUUCAGUUCUCAGUGGUGUGUCAGCGACUUGAUUUCCAGACCGUCAACGGAUGUUUUAUUUUUGUAAGGCAGGUUUCCUCUGGCCAGGCGUUAAUCAGGGCUGCGCUUAGCGUGGUGUGAGUUAAACUGUUGCAGUUCUUUUUCGCGGUCAGUGGCGAUGUUUUGCUCCGUCUCUUACCUUGUUUUGACGCACAUACGACGAUAUUCCGUCCAUGCUUGGGAAGACUUGGGCCGAUGUCGCCCGGAUCAGAGGCGAAGAUUAGCUCGGUUACAGUUCCUGGUCCCCUUUCGUUGCCACAGAGCGAGGCGUCCGGUCUCUUAGCUAAGGGCGGUACGAGGGCGGUUCUCUUUGUGGGCCACGAACACGAUGAUUGGACGCAAAGACAGCGACCUGGCUCCUCCUAACUUGACAUCCCCUCCCCUUCCCCCUCCCCCCUGCACAGGUGGGUACCAUCGGCCAAAGCUGAACGUUUGCGAUCACGGCGUGAAUGAUCACUGCAUGAUCACCAAAUGAUCGCUGUGCCGGCGUGGUUUGCCGCGGGAGACGAGUCCCCACACCGAGGCGGACUUGGACAUUACGCCUGGAGGUGUUGCAUGCGAAGAGCCGAGUUCAAAACCACCGUGUCUCGCCAGCCUCUGACGCAAUGCAGCCAGCGUCUGCGUUUCGUAGUCUGGUGAAAUCGGCCCGCUUGAUCUGAACACGGUUUCUCGCCAUUGGCUAGUGGUACCGAGUGCAGCUGUCUGCCCGUGACGUCACAGCCGCUUGAUCAAAGCUCGGGUCUGUCCAGGGCUCCAUCAUACUAGCAGACAAUGUAGCAGCGCUUGAAGACGUGCCGGGCGUGCCGUCAUCGGUGCGCCGGGCGCGACGUCACGGGUGUACUGGGCGUGACGUCAUUGGUGUACCCGGCGUGGCGUCAUGGUGUGCCGGGUGUGACGUCGUCGGUUCUCAUUGGCAGGCUAGGAAUGUUUUAGCAGGGUUACGAGCGCCUUUAAGGCUAGAACUGGCCGCAAGAGCAUAGGGAUUGUGCGGGUAUCGUGAUCCCCCGCCAUUUUGAUCAUCGCGCUGAUGAAACGCGCUGAAACGCUCGCCGUGCCGUGGCGUUGAGGCAUCUGAUCUCGAGCAGUUGGGAGGUGCCAGGCUUCGCCCUGACGGUGGGAGGUAUAGCUGAGUCGUGCCAUUCCUGCCACGUCGGAGGGCUUCGAGGCCAUGUUGCCGCAGUCACAUCGGACGGCGAAGUCAAUGACCACUACCUGUACGAUUUCGUGGUGUGGGGUUGGCUUUCAGGUGUUGCUUUUGAAGCGUGUCAUGGCAAUGUCCGGCGCUUGUCAUCGCCAGCUACCAUGGCAAUGUCCGGCGCUUGUCAUCGCCAGCUACCAUGGCAAUGUCCGGCGCUUGUCAUCGCCAGCUGUUAUGGCAAUGUCCGGCGCUUGUCAUCGCCAGCUGCCAUGGCAAUGUCCGGCGCUUGUCAUCGCCAGCUGCCAUGGCAAUGUCCGGCGCCUGUCAUUGCCAACUGCUCUCUGCUUUGCCCACUUGGCAUGGCAUGGGCUUGGCUUGACAUGGCCGGACCAAAGGGAAGGAACCUAGGGGGUGUGGGCAUAUACCCUGGGUUGGGUUUGCACGGAUAUUUCUCUAAGAGGGAGAAAUUUGGCCCGUAAAAUGGCUUAGGGUUCCAAGAGCAUAUUAGUCAGCAAAGACAUGAACGUGCCCCAGUAUCCGACGCCUUGUGAUAAAUAUUGUAGGAACUUGGCACAAUGCAGGCAUGGAGCAUGAUGCACACAUUCACACGUUAUGUUCGUGGCGCCGUUUGCCGCCCUAUGUCUGAAAGGUUUAAUUGACCCUCCCCCCCCCCCACGGAAAAAUCCUGGAUCCGCCUCUGACGGUUGUGAGUUACACGGUAGCAUUGAUUUCGCGGGUCUCACUGUGACAUGUGGUGCCCGCGUGUUACCCCCGGCCUGAUCGUGCGCCGUGAGUGGUGUUGGCUGUUGAUGUAUUUACUGAAAUACAUGUGUGCAAUGAU
Messenger RNA from Pollicipes pollicipes, 3383 nucleotides. RefSeq names its product geranylgeranyl pyrophosphate synthase. Lineage: Eukaryota; Metazoa; Arthropoda; Thecostraca; Pollicipedomorpha; Pollicipedidae. Gene Ontology annotation, molecular function: prenyltransferase activity. Gene Ontology annotation, biological process: isoprenoid biosynthetic process. The coding region runs from base 191 to 1135 and encodes 314 amino acids. The transcript has 9 exons. The record is from RefSeq and is a predicted model, not a curated record.